UUGUCAUAGCUCGGGGCAGCUCGGGCCUCGGGGCGUCUGCUGAGUGGGGUCAGUGGGGGCCGGUGCAAGGCCAUCUGGCCGGUGGGGCAUGCUGCUGAGUCAGAGCGUGGGUCCUGAGAUGCGUCAGUAAAAGUUUUCCGACGCAAUGUAUGAUCCUACAAAUAAGGGAACGCCAGAUAUAGUGCCGGAGUCUGCAGAUGAACUCACUCCUGCGUUGGGACUGCCGGGGCUGCUGGCCGCCCGGGCCGGCACCUUUCUGUCGCCGGAGGUCGGGCCUGUGGCACUCUUCUCGCAGGCCUCAGACGCCAGUACCCACUUCUCUCCCGAUGUUACCGCGGCCCCGGCCCCACACGAGGCGGAGAAGGCCGCCACCGCGAGCUCCCAGCUGCUUUUCUCACCAGGAGAGGAGGUGGUGCAAUUGGGGCGCCUCCCGAGCUCCGCUGACACGCCGAACCAUAUGGCCGUGGAGCGUUGCAUCGCUCUGAUGAGCCGGUCACCUACGGCUGCCAGUGGUCCGAGUCCGGCAGUCAGUCCGGGCCCGGCGCCCUCCGUGCCCUCCAGCUGUCAGCAGCUGGACCAGACCCCUUCGGUAGCCACCAGCCCAGGUCCGGCAGCGGCCGCCAGUCCCGGACCGCCUGUCCCCGCGCUCCGGUGGCCGGCAGGGUCAUACGGACUCGACUCGGAUGGUGCGGAAUCGGACGGAGGCAGUCUCACCGAGCCUGUCAAACCCGAUCAGACUGCCGCAUAUACCUCGGGCGGCAGCUAUGGACUCUCUCAGACAGGACAGGCUCAGUACUCGGAGGGAAGCUAUUCGGACCGGGGGCUUCCACCUGAGAUGCCGGACGCUCGCCGUCCUCCACCGGCAGCCGUCGAGUACAGAGGACGGCGGGGACGUGAAGGCAGAGGGCAGACGCGAUCCAAGCAGAGAUCUGGUGACAAAGUCAGCGUCAGAGAGCGCCAGUCCAACCGGGGGCGGCGAGACGACCGGGAAGACUCUGUCUCCGACACUCGCCACCAGUUGUCGCUACUUUCGCGGCUCAGGCAGACGCUGAACAGACUGCAGAUUCAGCUCGAUGAUGAUGGUGAAAGCAUCACCAUGGCCAAGCUGCGGGAGCUCAAGAACCGCGUUCGUCCGUGCUCAGCAGCCCUGGAGUCCCUGACAAACGGAUACACUACCAAGGAUGUGUCGCGGCGAUUGGCGAAGGUUCAAGAGGUUAGCGACACGUUGUUGCUGCGCAUAAAGAUGCUUGAGACGAGAUGUCGGCCAACGGACACACGCAACGGGUUGGUUGCCCGAUCAACUGCGGGUCGUCGAGUCAAGAACCAGAGACGGGACUCUCGAAGUGGUCCGUUUGGUCGCAGUCGACGAAGGGGUGCCGUGUCACUGGCUCCACCGCCACCGGACUUCGCUCCGUCGACUGGGCCUUCGCCAAGCCCACCGUCACCCGGCUCACCGAUUCUGCCUGCCGAUGAUGACGCAGACUCACCAAAGCAGCUGAGCGCUAAACCUACAUCGCUGAGCGGACGGAUCGUCGUGGUUUCCUCGGCUGCGCCCUCUGUUGCCGCCUCCUCUGGCCCUCUUGCCAACACUGCCGCUCCAGCUGCCACUGCAGGCAGCGGCUUUACUGCUGUUGCAGCUGCCCCCACUGGAGGCGCCUUCGCUACCACCUCAUCUGCCGCAUUAGGUGGCGCCUUCCCUGCUGCUGCAGCCGCCACACCAGGCGGCGCUUUCCCUGGAGCCGCAGUUCCCACACGUGGCGCCUUCUCCGGAGCUCCAGCAGUCGCAACAGGCGGCGCCUUCCCUGGAGCUGCAGCUGCAGUAGCAGGCGGCGCCUUCUCCGGAACUCCAACAGUCGCAACAGGCGGCGCCUUCCCUGGAGCUGCAGCUACCGCAGUAGGCGGCGCCUUCCCUAGAGCUGCAGCUACCGUAGCAGGCGGCGCCUUCCCUGGAGCUGCAGCCGGACCCUGGUUCUGGCAGUGGCCGAUGGGACUUCCCGCCGGGUGCUCCACCUGGCUGACGCCGCCUCCCUGGUUUGGCCCAAUGCCUUGGGACCGUCAGCCUCCGCCACCGGCCACAGUGUCCGCAUCUGCUCCGCCUCCGACGGCAGCCACUGCUCCGCCUCCGACGGCAGCCAUUGCUCCGCCACCGGUCUUCGUCUCUGCUUCUGCAACAGAGACAGCUACAGAGCACGCUGCCGAGAGAACGCAGUCCUCUGCGGAGCAGCAGAGCAGCGGAGAAGAUGGGACCCACAACAUCCGGAAGAUGGCACUUACGACGCCUGAUCAGCGCUCGGAGGAAAUGGAGGAGGUCGCGGAGUCCAGCUGCCAGCAUGACUCAGAGGAAGCGGACGAGAAGGAGGACCGGCCGAGCGCUCUCCGCCAGCGCUGUCUGCUGCUCCGUCUGCGUACCGUUCGACUGGUGGACGACUGUGAGCUGGUACCUCUCACCUGUCCCGGCUGGGAUCGUCCCGAAACGCUGCUGGAUGCUGACGAUGAAUGGUGGAGCUAACUAGUGACCGCCGCCCUGGGUUGCUGGUCUGUGGCCAAACUCCAACGGUUAGAACGAACGGCCAAACUCCAGUCCUAUAUCAGAUGGCCAGGGUUUGAUCUUUUCAGGACGUGCGUUAUCGCUUGAAGUAUUCGAUGAGUGUUGCCAAAAGCAUUGGCUCAAACUUUAGUUGUGACAACUAGUGUUUUACAUGUUGUGGCUGUUUUAUUCUUGAUACCUGCAAUGUUGUGUUGAUACCGCGUUAUUUCUCAUCGUUAAUUAUGAUGUAACCUGAACAUUUGUAAUUUAAUCAUAACUAGUUGGAAAUAUAAUUUAGUUUUGUUUAUAUGUCGUUGGGCACCGUUCGCUGUUCAAAUUUUUGAUUAUGUUAGUGCUUCUGCAUUACGGUUAUUGAGUAAGACGCUGAACCGAUCAAGUAAUAAUGUAUUGACUUCGUCAUCUUUAAAAACGUUUAUGCGUUGGAAUCAUGUGUAUUUAUGAAUAAUUGUUGAUGUACAGUAGGAAAUCGUCAAAAAAUGAUUUGAACAAAGAUAGCCCAUGCUGGUUGCAAACGGGCCCAGCCCAGGCCACCAUAAGUCGUGAUCGAGUUCAGUUUUGUCACCAUUCCGUUUCAGCUGCAGAUAAACCCUAUCUAUUCUUA
This is a messenger RNA of Amphibalanus amphitrite, 3149 nucleotides long. RefSeq names its product pneumococcal serine-rich repeat protein-like. NCBI's taxonomy places the organism in Eukaryota, Metazoa, Arthropoda, Thecostraca, Balanomorpha, Balanidae. Bases 146 to 2509 code for a protein of 787 amino acids. The transcript has 10 exons. The record is from RefSeq and is a predicted model, not a curated record.